GAACAGAUGCACGGAAGCACAGCAGCCCAUCCUCAUGAGCAGGCAGUCGUGAAAACUUCUCACGAGUCUUAUCCGGAUCCAGGAAGAGUAACGGCAGCUCACCUGUUCUCACUGCCGCGGACCUUCACAAUGCUCACAUUACAACCUUAACGACUCUGCAAGCCUGUUACUCUGAGGAGUGUGACAGACGCGGCUCUGAAUAACAGGCUCUCUUCAGCCUGAGCUUCACUCUGUGUUUUGAAAGAAAUGGCAACAAAAGGCAGGCUGGUGCUGCGGAGUGUGUUCACAGGACUCCGAGCUCAUGCUGUCUGGUAUCAGAGCUCAGCUUCGACUCCCAGUCAAGGUCGGCUGCUGCGGAGACCUCAGCUCAGACAUCUGAGCUGCUCACACGGACUCUGCGGGGCUGCUCCGCCCUCCACAGGUCCCAGCAGUCUGUCGUUCAGGAGUCACACCUGUGGAGAACUGCGAUCAGAUGAUGUGGGGAAGAAAGUCACUCUGUGUGGCUGGGUCCAGUAUCUCAGGCAGGACCUGUUCGUCAUCCUGCGAGACUUCAGCGGCUUGACACAAAUUCUAAUUCCUCAGGAAUCUCCAAGUGCUUUGAAAGCCACGUUGUGCAAUCUGACGCCCGAGUCUGUCAUCAAGGUUACAGGAACAGUCAGGAACCGACCAGUGGGGCAGGAGAACAAGGAGAUGCCGACAGGAGAGAUCGAAGUCUUGGCAGAGAAUGUGGAGGUCUUCAACGUGUGCCAGAAGCUGCCGUUUGAGAUAAAAGACUUUGUCAAAUGUGGCAGGUACUUUCAGAUAGCCCGGUGCUACAGAGACGAAGGCUCCAAACCAGACAGGCAGCCUGAAUUCACCCAGGUGGACAUAGAGAUGUCUUUUGUGGACCAGGCAGGUAUCAUGUCACUGGUGGAGGGUUUGCUGCAGUACUCUUGGCCUGCAGAACGUGGUCCUCUUAAGGCUCCUUUCCAAACUCUGACAUAUGAAGAGGCCAUGAGGGACUACGGUGUGGACAAACCCGACACCAGAUUCAACAUGAAGCUAAUAGACCUCAGUCAGAUCUUCCUUUCCACGGAAAUUGAAUUCCUCCAAUCAGCUCUUGGCCAACCAGGAGGCUCCGUUCGGGCUGUCUGUGUCCCCAGUGGAGCAAAACUUUUCACUGGGAAGGAUUUGGAAGAACUGAAACAAAUAGCCAACACUCAGUUUGGACAGGAGCUGAGCCUGGUGCUGGUCAGAGCAGACGGGACAUUGAAGUCUCCCCUGAAGAAGCUGCUGUCUUCGUCUGUCACAGACGAGCUGCUGAAGUGGACUGAAGCCAAGCCAGGAGACCUGCUUCUGAUAGCAGCAGGCUCCCACCACACUGUUUGCCCAUUGCUGGGUCAUCUUCGCCUGCAGUGUGCAAAGCUCCUGGAGUCUCAUGGUGUGGUAGUGCGUGACCCCUCAGCCUUCCACUUCCUGUGGGUCGUGGACUUUCCUCUCUUCUUGCCCAAAGAAGAUGAUCCAGAGGAGCUGGAAUCAGCUCAUCAUCCAUUUACUGCACCAGUGCCAGAGGACACACCGUUACUCUAUACGGAUCCACAUAAGGUUCGUGGUCAGCACUAUGACCUGGUGUUAAAUGGCUGUGAGAUCGGAGGAGGCUCCAUUCGCAUCCACAAAGCCUCGGAGCAGUUUUAUGUGCUGAAGAAUGUCCUUAAGGAGGACCCCGGACUCCUCUCCCACCUCCUCGAGGCCUUGGAUUCAGGAGCGCCGCCUCAUGGAGGCAUUGCUCUGGGUUUGGAUCGACUGGUCUCAAUAAUAGUCGGAGCUCCCAGCAUCCGCGACGUAAUCGCCUUCCCCAAGUCAUUCCGCGGCCAUGACCUCAUGAGCCGUGCACCCGACUUGGUGUCUGAAGAGGACCUGAAGUGUUACCACAUUUCUGUUAAAUGGCCAACAGAGCAAGGAAGAGAGGGAAAGUGAUUAAGAAGAACCACAGACAUCGAAGGAUGUCUGUGUAGUCCCAGGUCUGGUGAGGCUGAGGAGAUGUGCAGACUAUCAGCAGACAGCAAAAAGACUUUGAGGCUGUAAGAUCUGUGCCAGAUGGCAAAACAACAGAGACAAGAGAUACUUGGGCUGCAUUGAUGCUGCCUUCCCUCUAUGUUUGUGGUCCUUCGUAUCAAGUUUUUUAGAUAUUUAUAUCUUUUUACUGAUUCUUUACAGCUGCUUAUUAUGGGGUGGUUUGGUGUACAUGUUCAAAUGAGGCAUUAUAUGAAAUAAUAAUAAAUCUAUAAUGUCAUUGUUUUUGAUGCCAAGAAGUUCAAUUUCAGCAUGUGCAGAACAUUAAAAUCCAAAAGUCAGAGAUUCUCACCUAUGAUUUUCAUGAUGAUCUUCAUACAUCUUCUGUGUAAUGUAAAUAAAAACAGCAAGCAAUGAUUUGAAAAUGACA
Messenger RNA from Neolamprologus brichardi, 2422 nucleotides. The record is from RefSeq and is a predicted model, not a curated record. NCBI's taxonomy places the organism in Eukaryota, Metazoa, Chordata, Actinopteri, Cichliformes, Cichlidae.